Scleropages formosus (Asian bonytongue) is the source of this 1863-nucleotide messenger RNA. It is a transcript of the gene scamp2l, whose product is annotated as secretory carrier membrane protein 2, like. The transcript has 9 exons. The record is from RefSeq and is a predicted model, not a curated record. NCBI's taxonomy places the organism in Eukaryota, Metazoa, Chordata, Actinopteri, Osteoglossiformes, Osteoglossidae. Bases 104 to 1087 code for a protein of 327 amino acids. Gene Ontology annotation, cellular component: trans-Golgi network membrane; recycling endosome membrane. Gene Ontology annotation, biological process: protein transport.
AGCUCGCUUUGCGGAAGUGGCCUGGAGAGAAAGCGCGCAUCCGACGGGAAAGUUCAUUAAAGCCACAGCAGUGUUCGAGUGAGCUGAGGACGCGCAGCGCACCAUGGCGGCUCCUGACAAAAACCCCUUUGUGGAUCCUGUGGAUAUCAAUCCUUUCCAGGAUCCUUCAGUCACUCAGGUGACCGGCAGCGGCGUAGAGCGUCUCGACGAAUACAACCCGUUCACCGAAAGCACCCUGAGUAUCCAAAACAGCACCACCAUCCCUAUCUCAGCAGCGCAGUCCCAGCCAGCAGUUCUUCAGGCAUCGGUGAGCCCCAGUCCACAGGCUAGUGCCCAUGCCGACCUGCUGAGACAGCAGGAGGAGCUGGAAAGGAAGGCGGCUGAGCUCGAUCGUAAAGAGCAGGAGCUGCAGAAUAGAGGAGCCACUACAGAUAAAGAAAAUAACUGGCCACCCCUUCCGCGGUGCUUCCCAAUAAAGCCGUGCUUCUACCAGGACUUUGCUGUAGAAAUUCCUCCUGAGUUCCAGAGAGUCUGCAAGAUGAUGUAUUAUCUCUGGAUGUUUCACUGUGUGACGCUCAUCCUCAACAUGCUCGCCUGCCUGGCUGCCUUCACUGUGAACUCCGCUAAAGGCGUGGACUUCGGACUGUCCAUCCUCUGGUUUAUUCUCUUCACCCCGUGCUCUUUCCUCUGUUGGUACAGGCCAGUGUAUAAGGCCUUCAGGUCCGACAGCUCUUUCAGUUUCUUCUUCUUCUUCUUUGUCUUCUUCUUCCAAGUGGUGGUCUAUAUCAUUCAGAGCGUGGGCAUCCCCAGCUGGGGGAACAGUGGUUGGAUCACCUCCAUAUCAAUGAUCCGUUCAAACUUGGGCGUGGCCGUCGUGAUGAUGGUGGUGGCCGGAUUCUUCACAAUGUGUGCUGUGCUCGCCAUCAUCCUCCUCAAAAUGGUUCACUCCAUGUACCGGCGAACGGGCGCCAGCUUCCAGAAGGCCCAGCAAGAGUUCUCAGAGGGUGUGCUGACCAACAGAACCUUCCAGACAGCCGCCGCCACUGCAGCCACUUCUGCCGCCCAAGGUGCCUUCCAGAGGAACUAGAGCCAAGCCAGCGUUCCCCUGUGGACCUUUAAGAGUGUCGUUCUGCUCGUUCUCCUCCUCUUCUGGCUCUUCCGUCAGCUCCGAGAACAUCAGACGGGAGACCUUCCCAGGGUGCGUAGUACACGCUUGUGUGUUCCUUGCCUCAAACAUGCUGGUCAAGGCUUGGAGUGAAGCCCUUGCUCUUUAGUCUGCAUGGGUGCAAUAUCAAAAUUUAAUUUUUUUCGGGUCCCGUUAAGUGAUGUGGAAAACUUGAAAGGGGUUCUUGGUUUACUUUUAUUUGUGUUAAAUUUCUCCUGUCUUCUAUUUGCAAUACGGUGGUCUUUGGGAAAUGAAAUGUCAAAGAUAGGGCAGCUAGUCCAUUAAGAAGUAACUGUUUCAGGAAAGGAAGCAUAAUUUACAGCAUUGCUGUAAAUAUUGGUGAUGAAGGCACUAAUUUUGAAGUAAGACUUUUAUAAUGGUUUGGCAGUUGAUAGACACUAAAAUCUGAAGAUGGACUGUUUUAUUUGCUGUUGCCUUCCUUUAAAGCAGGAAUUGGUUUUUAAACUAUAAUGAAAACAUUACCAAAAAUAAACGAACAAGUUUUCCAGCUAGGAGUAUUUCUUUUCCGUAAUGCAGAUGCUUUUUAGUAUGUCAUUUAUACACAUUUGUGCAUGUGUCACAUACAGUUUUCAGCUACAUGAAGUCUAACAUGGAGCUUUCCCUUGUGACAAUCACAAAAUGAAACAAAUGUGGAAUAAAUUUAUGCUGCCUAGAAUUUUAAGCGUAUUGUACAGCUA